AUGGCUGCAUUUGGAACCAUGAUGGAUUGGUGCUUUCUUCUUCUUUUAUUCGUGUGCUUGAGCUAUUGUGGCAGCUGUUAUUGUGAACGUUCACAAACAAUCAUAGAUGCCAACAAACAUAAACUCUCUCCUCCAUUGUGGGGUGGCUCAGACUCCUUCCGAGUGUUGGUCAAUCUCACAAAUCCCAGUCCAGUUUCGAAAUGGAUGUUCGCGUAUUACCAUUCGAGUGCAUUGAAGGCAGAACGUUAUGAACAUUUUCCACCUCAAUACGAUGAGAUGUGUAUGGGUCUACCUAAUGUGAGUCCCGAUCAGCAAUGCAAUGUCAUCUUCUCAUAUAAUGGUUGGUCUUACUUGCAACUUCCUCAACUUCAAAUGUGCUGCAAAUGUGAGAAUACGUUUGGAGCCGUUCGUGGGGAUUGGUUGAUGGAAAAUUCGACCUUUGCUGGUUAUGUUCGUGACGAACGAACUGGCUAUGAUACUCAACAUUGGACCAAAUGGGGUCAAUAUUUGAAUCAUUAUUAUUGUACCAAUGAUGACAAGAGAAUGCCAAUUCGCUUCAAUGAACUUUGGGGACCUCAGCACAUUCUCAAACAAUGGGAUUUUUUGGUGGAGAGUUAUAAGGUGGGAGAAUUUGAUUACAAGAAAUUGCUGGGACCACCAGAGAAUUGUGAAAAUUUGUGUAUGAGUGAUGUAUGUAAGGCUUAUCGAAGGUAA
Messenger RNA from Naegleria fowleri, 714 nucleotides. RefSeq lists its product as uncharacterized. The transcript has a single exon. NCBI's taxonomy places the organism in Eukaryota, Heterolobosea, Eutetramitea, Acrasida, Naegleriidae. Bases 1 to 714 code for a protein of 237 amino acids. The record is from RefSeq and is a predicted model, not a curated record.